Messenger RNA from Necator americanus (New World hookworm), 390 nucleotides. RefSeq lists its product as uncharacterized. NCBI's taxonomy places the organism in Eukaryota, Metazoa, Nematoda, Chromadorea, Rhabditida, Ancylostomatidae. The record is from RefSeq and is a predicted model, not a curated record. The transcript has 2 exons. The coding region runs from base 1 to 390 and encodes 129 amino acids.
AUGUUAUAUUCUAUUUUAUUAUUAUUCUUCCCUAUAUUAGCUAUAUUCUACUAUACUCUACUACAAUCUAUAUUAUUAUUAUUAUUAUUAUUAUUAUUAUUAUUAUUAUUAUUAUUAUUAUUAUUAUUAUUAUUAUUAUUAUUAUUAUUAUUAUUAUUAUUAUUAUUAUUAUUAUUAUUAUUAUUACUAUUAUUAUUAUUAUUACUAUUACUAUUACCUCAUCGUUCUUCGCGUAAGUCAUUAAUUGCUGUAAGAAUAACAUUGACGUAUGCUGGUGCGCCGCAGGUCGGGUGCCGAGCGAUGAACGCAGACGCGGGCGCGGACGCCGUCGCUGCCUUGACCGCUGACGGUCAUCAAUCACUCGAUUACUGUAAGAUUAUGCGACAUUGA